Danio aesculapii is the source of this 4759-nucleotide messenger RNA. Its product is annotated as protein NYNRIN-like. Gene Ontology annotation, molecular function: nucleic acid binding; RNA-DNA hybrid ribonuclease activity. The record is from RefSeq and is a predicted model, not a curated record. The coding region runs from base 70 to 1527 and encodes 485 amino acids. Gene Ontology annotation, biological process: DNA integration. Lineage: Eukaryota; Metazoa; Chordata; Actinopteri; Cypriniformes; Danionidae. The transcript has a single exon.
CGGAUGGUAGCUGCCACAGGACAGAUGAUGGAACUAUGAAAUCAGGCUUUGCUGUGGUUAAAUUACAGAAUGAUCAAUUGGUCACCAUACAAUCUGGAACCCCUAAUUGGCAAACAAUCUGCACAAAAAGCAGAACUAUUGGCCCUAAUCAAUGCAUUGAGACACUCAAAAGGACAGUCUGUCAACAUCUACUCUGAUUCUGCAUAUGCAGUGUCCACAGCCCACGUGGAGCUGCCUGUGUGGAUCAGAUGUGGAUUCACAACUUCUUCUGGCCGGCCUAUUACUCAUGAGAAAGAAGCAAGAGAGCUCUCUGAAGCCAUAAUGUUGUCAAACAAAGUGGCUUUUAUCAAGUGCACUGGUCAUUCUCAAGGAACUGACCUAAUAUCAAAAGGGAAUGAAGCAGCAGACUUGGCGGCAAAAUGUGCCUCAGACUACCUACAGGGUCAGUUUGUGGUGACAUCUGAGCCAGAUGUGACUUCCCUCCUACCAGAAUUCUCGAGAGAAUUCUUAUCUAAGCAGCAAGACAUGGCUGCUCCUGAAGAAAAGUCUGUGUGGAAAAACAAAGGGGCAAUCAGACACGAGGAUGGGCUUUGGACAGCACCUGAUGGUAGAGCUUUGCUCCCAGCGUCACUAGUCCCAAGCGUGUUGAAAGAAGCCCACACACAUGCACACUGUGGUGAUAAGCAAAUGUCGCGAGCAUUGCAAUCAUGGUGGCAUCCUUUUAUGCCACACCUAAUUUCUGGGUACAUAACGACAUGUGACAUUUGUCAGAUGCACAAUGUCAAACCAACUAUGAAACCAUCUCAGGGAUCGUUCCCAUUGGCAAAUGGCCCUGGGGAUGAAGUUAUAAUUGAUUUCACUGACAUGAUUGAAAGGGUAAAUGGUAAACAAUACUUGCUUGUUAUGAUUGAUGCAUAUACAAGAUGGCCAGAGGCCUUCCCGGUGGGCAAGGAAGACAGCACUGCUGUCAUUAAAUGUCUAAUAAACUAUUACAUCCCACGUCAUGGUUUUCCGAGCCGGGUCAGAUCUGACAACGGCUCACACUUCAAAAAUGAACAUCUGGCUGAUGUAGAAAAGGCAUUGGGUUUAGUACACCAUUUCGGGGCAGUCUAUCACCCACAGUCACAAGGUAAGGUUGAGCGGUUGAAUCUAACAUUGAAAAACAAAUUGGCUAAAAUCUGUGCACAGACUAAAUUGACAUGGUUGGCUGCUCUUCCACUGGCUCUGAUGUCAGUAAGGAGCUCUGUGAGUAGGGCAACAGGAUACACGCCCUUUGAACUGUUGACUGGUCGCCAAUUUCCUGGCCCACUGACCCCACUACAAUUGCAACCAGUACAACCGUUAUCACACAAAAUUUACUAUGAAAAAUUGACUGCUCUAAUUGAAUCUUUUGACAAAAUGUUACCAACUGAUUUUAGGGGACACGAAUAUCAAGCACCCCUACCUGACCGAACUUGGGACUGGGUGAUAUUGAGAAUCUACAGGCGUAAAUGGAAAGAGCCUCGCUGGUCUGCUCCAAUUAAGUAAUGUCCGGCGGACCCACCGUCCAGAUCAUUGGACGACACCAGAGUGGACCUUGCUUCGCAGGUCCAAGAGAGGGAGGAUACCACAGGAGGUGCAGGAAGGAGUGAGGGUACCACAAAAGGAGGUGACACACAAACACGUACACACGAUAACAAUUUUCAUCCAUCACAAAGUAACCUACAAACUUUACAGGUGGUCCAUAAAACUGGGGAUUUAUUCACAGCCCCUAAAGGAGAAGCUGUAGCCCAUUGUGUCAGUGCAGACUGUGCAUUUGGAGCGGGCAUAGCGAAAAAUUCAGAGAAAGAUAUAGUGUUGACAAGGUAAAGGCCCAGAGAAAAACAAAAGGUGACUGUGCUAUAACUUACGAGGCAGACAUAAUAGUUUUCCACCUGAUCACAAAAAUGUUUGCCAGAGACCUACCCACAUAUGAGGACUUUGAGAGCAGUCUAAUCUGCAUGAGAACGUGGUGUGACAAAUUACACAUCACCAGAUUGUCAAUACCCCGGCUGGGGUGUGAUUUGGUCAAGUUGGAAUUCUAUAGAGUUCUCCACAUUAUUGAAAAGACAUUUAAAGGCCAAAAUAUAACCAUUUCAGUUUAUACGUUAGAAUAAGUUUACUGUGCUUGCUAUUUUUAUUGUAGCUUUGAUAUUGAUUAUAUAUUAUUUGCUGUUAACACAAUAACGCUGUGAAAAUAAGAUAAAGGAGGACCAGAAUUGAAUAAUAAGAAAAACCAGCAUCAAUAAAACAUGAGGUUCAAGCUGUGGGAAAACUGGAAACUAUUGGGGAUAGUGGGGAUAUUAACACUGAUAAUAGUAGGGACAAUUCUAGAAGUAGGAAAAAGUCAGAACAGGAAUGAAACCUCAACUGUAAAACCAACCAGAGUAAAAGAUCCCUAGGGGAAGAAAACAGAUGUUCCAAGUAUUAUGGAGGGCUGUCCAUAGAAUAUGUAAAGGGAGAGACAACAUCUUACACAUUUGAUCUAUGUCAGGUAAUUGACUGUGGAGGAGACAAUAGUUCGUGGCGAGGAUAUGACGUAUAUGUUUGUUUUGAUCAGACUAUGAAUGCAUGGUGUAACACGAUGGGUAAAGCGGAUAAUAAGUGGUGUAGAGGGUGGGAUCAAGUAGUGGGGUACACAGGGAAAUGGACGCCAAACCCAACAUGGUUAGGGAAUUUUAAAAACGAGUGGAGAAAACUGAAAUACAAAGGGAUUAUAGUGCUACCCAGAACCCUAUAACUAUGUCCAUAAGGGAGUGGACAGGAUACCCCUUAGAUGAGACCCAUUAUGCUGGGAAAAACAAUCCGCCUAAGUUUCUCCAUAUACUAUUAGGAGUUGAGAUAUCAGGAACUGACCCCCUGGGAAUCAUAGAAGUUGAGUUUUUAGAUAAGGUCAAUGUAAUAGAUAGAAACAAGACAACGACUAUAGGACCCCCAAACAGAGAUCAUAGUAGAGAAAUUAGAGGUUGAAGGGUUGUGAUAGAAAUGGAUUAUACCAAAUUAACCCCAGAAGAUAUACUAGAGAAAGCAUAUUAACCCUUUGUGGUGCAAACAGAUUAUCAACAAUGCAGGGGAUAUAAUAGGACCUUGGGCGCGGAGAGGACUAUAUUAUUAUUGUGGAGGGAAAAGAUUGUUUGUAAGAAUAAAAGGGAAAACUACAGAAGGUAUAUGUGCAAUGGUCAGGUUAGCUGCACUAGUCACAAUGAUUGGACAUAAACACCAAAUUACAGCCACGAGACGAGGGAGAAGCUUUGAUCUAACAAUUAAUUGUUGAACCUAUAUAGACUAAAUAGGGAUCCCUUGAGGAGUCCCUGAUGAAUACAAACCAGUAGACCAAAUUGCUGCCGGGUUUGAGAAUAUCCCAAUAAUUUCAGCCCUAUUCCCGGUCACCCCAAGUAAAAUGUGGAUAGAAUAAAUUAUGUGCACUAUAAUGUCAUGAGAUUGGCAAAUCUGACACAAGAUGCCGUAGAAGGAUUAUCAGAACAAUUGGCUCCAACCUCAUUAAUGGCAAUACAAAAUAGAAUAGCACUAGACAUGCUAUUAUCGGAAAAGGGGUGCCAUGUUCCAAGAUUUUUGCUGCACUUUUAUUACCAAUAAUACCGCCCCAGACGGAUCAGUAACGAGGGCUUUAGAAGGAUUAAAAACCCUUUCCAAAACAAUGGCAGAACACUCUGGUGUAAAUACCCCAUUUGAUGAUUGGCUGACCGGUGUGUUUGGAAAAUAUAAAACCAUGUUUACAUCAAUUUUGAUCUCUAUAGCUACAUUUGUGGCCAUAAUAGUGACCUGUGGAUGCUGUUGCAUCCUUUGUAUCAGAACAUUGUGUAACAGGGUGAUAAUAGCAGCAAUUGAAAAGAAAGAUGGAGCUCCACCCCCUUACACAAUGCUUCUGCUGAUAUCUCCAGGAAAUAAUGAUGAUGAGGAGGAGGAAUAUGACUUAUAAAUAUUGUUUUUUCCCAAUAACUGUGCUUCUUUGCAGAGGCUGAUUCAUCACAAGUUAUGUGUUUUCUAGAUAUUGAUGUUUGAGAAAUUUGCUGUUUGAAAAUGUGUUAAGAUUUAAAUUUUGAUUAUUGAAAUGUUUGUAGUCUAGAUAAUUUCAGUGUGAUUGACUCAGCUGACAUGUUGUGGUUGCCCAAACGUCAAUUAGGGGAUCGACUGGGUGCCUUUCCCCACAGGGGUUUUCGGCCCAGUCCAGCCUGAGCACACUGGUUUGUAGGGAAUGUUAUUUUUUAUUAUUAUUAUGUUUUAAGUACUUUUCUUUCUAGUAGUCUGAUAUGAUGUGUCAGGUGAACAUGUGGUGGCUGCCCAUAAGCCAACUAGGGGGCCGCUUGGGUGUCUUUCCUCACAGAGGUUUUCGACCCAAGCUCAUCUGGACAUAUUGGACCAAGAAUUCUGAGAUUUUUUAAGUGUUUAUUAAGUGGUGUGGCCUCUUUUCAGAGGCCAAGAGAGGGAUUGAAGGAUAGCAUUUUUUUUUUAUUGUUAGAUUUUGCUAAACAUUUACUAAUAAAUGCAAACAUAAAGGGUUUCUUCUUUUAAAGGGUUAACAGUGAUAAUGUGUGUACAAGAAAGAGGAACCCAACUUCCUGCUACUGGAGGCCUGCUGCUAAGUGUGUGUGUGAGAGACGUAUAAAAAGCCGGAAGGACAGCAUAAAGGCAGAGAGGCUAAUACAUUAGUACAUCUCUCCUGCGCAGAAAUUGUACUCUCUAACUUCCUGCAUUCAAAAUAAAACUUGUUAAUUUUCAA